AGGCGGAAGGAAGCCAGUCGAGCGCCAACUGCCGAGGAGGAUGGCAGCCUCUCGGACCGCCGCCGCGAAGACGCACCGGAUCACAUUCACCCAGCGGCGGCGCAGUACGCUGCCCGGCUGCCUGUGCGCAUCCCUCGCUGCUCUUUGCCUGACGCUAGGUGCGACGGUGGCCGUCUACUACGGAGUUCGCUUCUUGGAGGGAGAAAGGACCACAGAGCGCGUCUACCGGGGCGCCUUCACUGUUCUCGAAGGGGACAGGUUCAGCGACAGCUUGUCCAACAGCCUGGCUGAAGAUUUCUUGCACAAAGCAGAUGCGUACCGUGCCAAGCUGGACAGCCUGUUCAACACGAGUACCUCUCAUUUCCGUGGCACAGAAGUGAUCGCUUUCCAAAGGAGGGCGGACCGCGAGCUUACGGUUUACUUCAACGCACACUUCGCAUCGGGUGCCCCGCUGGAUGGCGGUGAUGUCUACCUUGCUGUGGCUGACGAGGUGCUGCGAGGCCGCCUUGGCGUCUUUAGGGGGCUCAAGGUGGACCUCGAAUCCUUAAGUCUACAAGAGGUCCGGGAUUCAUCUCCGCUGCCAGAGUCAUGGUCUCCACGACGCCGCUACCCGGGAUACCUGGCGGGCCUGAGCACAACGGAACAUCCCUCUACCGCUGCGCGCUGCGAGCCUCUCGCCAUAGACCACUGCCGGGCCAGCUUGGAUUACAACAGCACGGCUUAUCCGAAUGCUGUCGGGCACUUCACGGCUCGGGACGUACAGCGAGACUUGGUGGCCUAUCGGCAGCUGGCUGACUCCGAAUGUCACCCUCUAGCCGCCGAGCUGGUGUGCCGUCUGCUACAGCCCGAGUGCACCGCGUCGGGUCAUACCGUGCUGCCCUGCAGGGCCUUCUGCCAAGAGUUCUUGUCGUCUUGCCAGGAGCAACUGCAGAGCUCAGUCGCCGCUCGGAUCGACUGUGGACGUCUGCCUGUCUACAGCGGUUCUGGUAGCUGCCAUUCCAAGCCUGGUUGCGUGAAUGAGCUCAAGGCCAGGGGUAAGGAAGCCCACAUCUGCGACGGCAUCGUCGACUGCCCCGAUUUCUCGGACGAAACAACUUGCGGUCACUGUGGUCCGGCCCGCCUACAAUGCGGCAGGCGCCAGUGUAUCGACAUUGUGCAACGGUGCGACGGGAAACUGGAUUGCGUGGAUGGCGCCGACGAGCGCGACUGUCUGACUCUGUCGGGUAGCGGAGAGUUGUGGGCUUCCCCGCACGGCUACCUGCGCGCCUACCGACGUGGCCGCUUUCGCAAGGUCUGCGCCGACGGUCGAGAGCUGAAGCAGGUGGCGGCCGCGGCCUGCACGGCGCUAGGACUCGGGCGAGUUUUCCGCUCACUCUCAAAGCCCCGCGUGACCGGCUUCUCUCCGCAGGCCACCGUCGCGCGUGGAGCUUCAUCGUGACGGCAACAGCAGCGACUCGUACCUGCGUCUGCUUGACCCGCAAGCGCCCGGCCUCAGAUUCUCUUCGCCGGGACCUUGCAGCAGUGACCUGGUGGUGUACUUGCAGUGCAGCUUGCCAGGU
Molecule: messenger RNA, 1559 nt
Organism: Rhipicephalus sanguineus (brown dog tick)
Lineage: Eukaryota; Metazoa; Arthropoda; Arachnida; Ixodida; Ixodidae
Product: atrial natriuretic peptide-converting enzyme
Exons: 13
Coding region: 41-1438 (465 amino acids)
Biological process (GO): non-canonical Wnt signaling pathway; canonical Wnt signaling pathway
Cellular component (GO): plasma membrane
Molecular function (GO): Wnt receptor activity; Wnt-protein binding
Source: RefSeq, a predicted model, not a curated record